AUGGGAGAUUUCCCUUUAGCUCAAGUGGCUGGGUCCCUGUUGAGUGAUGCCGGAGUCCUGGGUUCUAGUGCCUGACAGUGGGGGGCCGACCUGAGGUGGCAGAGACGAUAGUACAUACUGUACCCAUGUGAACCCUGGAGCAUUACAAUAUGUAUCUCCUGACUUCUUUUCAUUCCUUUUGAGAAAACAAGAUUCUGCAGUGUCCCUGCACCCACGCUGUUAAAUGGCAAGUCCAUCUUGGAUAAAGCAUGCUGGGAUUAAAAAAAAAUAUUCUUUCUUUCUUGUUUAUUCCUGCUGAGGGUUACAGCAAGCCAGGACUAGACUCUGUACAGGAUACUGGUCCUCUGGAGAGAGCUCACACACAGGGUCAAUGGAGAGAGACCAGUUAAUAUAUCCAGCAUGUCUUUCAUAGGAGGGGGGAAAGUGGAGUACCCAGGUCUGUGAGGCAGUAGCACUAACCAGCCCUGCCCUGCCCCUCUGCCGAGUACAAACCACCCAAAAUACCAGAAGAAAACCUACAGGGCUUUUUUCCUGUUCCUGUUUUCCAAAGCCAGCAAAAUAAACUUUGAAGAUUCAAAAAGGAAACCCAGAUACAAAGGCACAGAAAUAAUUCCCCCACCCCCUCAGAAGUGGUCAGUGUUCUACAGCUGGAGAGCUUUUGUCGCUCAUAUUCUUCUCAUAUUCACAUGUACAGUAUGUGCUUCCAGGAUCUAAGACUAAAAAACAAAGCCCAUGGCAUCCUCACUCCCAUACAAAAGCACCAUCCAGCAAGAGGAAUCUUUAUACAUUUGAUUUUAAAGAAGAUGUCUGGGCUGUCAAAAUCCUACAUCCUUAAUUGAUGAGCUGAUGCGGAGCCUAUGGUAUGUCUUUUGUGCGGCUGUGGCAUUUAGAUUUCUUCCACUUCAUCUCGAGGGCAAGGCUGUUUCCAGACUGUGUCUCCAUUGUCUGAUCAGUUUCCUUCCUUCCUUCCUUGAAUUCCCGACCGGAGUUUUAGUUUCCCCCUCUUUUUUUUGUACUCAAGCCACCCUGCAGUUUCUGCUGUCCACAUAUAAAAUCACGGGGAGAAUAUAAUAUGCUUCAGCACUAAAAAAGUAAUCAAUACAUAAAAUACAUAAUAAAGGAGAUUUAGUCUUGUACUUUUUCCUGUGGUCUAUUCUGUUAUGUACUCUAGGUUAUACAUGCAGAACCCAGCUUCAGUGCAAUGCACCUCUUUGACACUGCAAAGUAAAAGCCAUACUGUACAACACCAAGCAUACAACAGAGGAGGCACAAACACCAGAAUCAUGUAGAUUGGUGCUCAGCACUGGGUGUAAGUACUGUAAAAGCUCAUGAUUGGGCAAAAUAUGAUAGUGACAAAUGGUGCGUAUUAGUAAGGCAAGAGCUAUCUAUUAAAACAAUUACAGAAUGUAAUAUGUUCCCUCAUUUAAAGUUUUAGGAACUAUAUUCAUGCAUAUCAUCUUACACUGCAUGCUGAAAGAGAGCUGGCUUCUUCUGCAAGCCUUUUGCAAAAAGGAAGUGGAUCUCUCUUGUGGUGAACAGAGGCAGCAUACUGGAGACCGAGAGGGUAAAGUCUAUACCCUAUAAAGGAUCUAUACUGAAGAAAUUCAACAAGGGGACAUUUCAGAAUGAGGCUAGCAGACCUAGGGGCAAUUUGGGCUCAAAUGUAGAUUGUUUUUGAAAUGUCUAGAUGAAAGGAUGGUAGAGAAUUAAAAAUGAAAGAGAAAUGCCAGUCAAAUGUUUAAAAUAACACUUUACACUCAAUCAAUCAGAAGGACAGUUUAGUCUUGUGCUGUGAGCAUCACUGGAAAAAGAGUUAGGAAAAGAUCUUGCAAGAUAUUGUAUAUCCCAGAAGAAAUUUUAAAAAGUGAUUUGGGUGGUUUAAUGGUAUUGAGGGCAGUACAGGUCAAACAGCAGAUCGAGUCAGAUUUGGAGUGUUUUCCGCCUCCAUGUGGCUGGUUCAUUACGUUGAGCAGCUUCUCUGAGUGAGACAGUGUGAGACACACCAGUGCGGAGUCUCUUAAAAAAGCGUGAGCUCGUUUCCUAGUCUGAACUGAAAGGAAGCAGCUGAGGAGACUCUGUUACCGAAAAGCUGAACAUGCUGAACAUGAAAUCUUCUGUGCAUACUCUCACUCUCGUCACUGUUCUAGGCUGUGUGAUGUCAGCAGAGAGGAGAGUGAAUGGAUCUGAAGGAGAAAGUGUAGAGAUUAAGUGCAACUAUCCAGAUGGGUAUCAGUACAAGAAGAAGUACUGGUGUCGGCAUCCCUGUGGGAAUAAGGAUGUUCUCAUUAAAACUGGCAAGACGGACACUGUGGUCUCUGUGGGGAGAUUCUCUCUCUUUGACAACGUCUCAUCCAGGACCUUCACUGUGACCAUGAGCAGACUGACCCUGCAGGACACUGGGGUGUAUUACUGUGGACUGGAGCAAUGGGGGACUGACAGACUCUCAAAAAUAGAUCUGAGAGUCAGGAAAGCUCCUGCAGUCCCCACAGUGACCCCCUCAGCUCCAGGGACUGUGACAGAGGAGGUCACUGCCACAGCGCUGACAGCCAGCUCCAGCCAGGACACAGCCAGCAGCACUACAGGUGGCAAAAAUGACUCUCUCAGUAUGGCAGCUACAAACCACACGGACAUCUCGAAGCAAGACCACAACGAUGCAAAGUCUCUGAUUGGAGCAGCUCUUGGAGUAAUGGCACUUUUGCUCCUGGUGGCCGUUUUCAUUCUUGUGAGACAGAGACAGAAGAGAGCCACACGCUCCCUGGAUAAGAAACCCACUGUCAGGAAUGGAGCUACAGGUACAGAGCAGCAGUAUGUGUUCAUGAAAAAGAAGCAGGAACAGCUGCAGGCCUCCUUGCUGGCGACAGAGCAUCGCACACAAAACAAGCAGCAGAGGCCCAACAGCUGCAGCCCGUGGGUCCGCUUGCUCACUGGAAACCAACAGUGUGCCCCUCUGACGCAGAGUGAAGACGUGGCCCCGGGAGUGUAUGAAGAGAUUGACGCAGGAGGCGCCAGGCCCCUGUCCUCGGUGUACUACAGCGUGUCGUACCAUCAGGAGGAGGACAGCCAGGGACUCUACUCCCUCGCACAGCUGCCUGUCGACACACCCGAGGACAGUGAGGUCUACUCCUUCAUCACAGCCCACUAAACUGGGCCUGCACUGUGACCACACACUCCUACAGGCGGAAGACCUCAGUGUGGUCAAUGACCACUAGGGGGCGACAGCGCUCCACUGAGAUCAGUGACUGACGGCCGGCGCUGCCCCGGGUCUCC
This is a messenger RNA of Lepisosteus oculatus (spotted gar), 3267 nucleotides long. The record is from RefSeq and is a predicted model, not a curated record. NCBI's taxonomy places the organism in Eukaryota, Metazoa, Chordata, Actinopteri, Semionotiformes, Lepisosteidae.